UUCGAGCCCAACGAAAGCCCAACCUAAAUCAACAUCAGAGCCCAACCUCGUCUAUUUUCUCACCCGCUUACAGUCUCUCUUACACUCCCACGAGCACUGCAUAUUAGACACACUUAACCCUCCCGCUGCCCAAAAGUUCUCAAGAUCUUCCCCCCUCCGCCAGGAUCAACUCGGUUGCACUGCUACCCUGCUUUGUGCUACUUGCUGUUGCCCAACCUAAGCAACAAACAAUAUACGACACGACGCUCCAAGGACCAGCGUUCAAUUGAUUUUUUUUUGCCACUGGACUUUUGAUCUGCAUCUGUCACCAGACAGACGCUUCAGCAUUGAUUUUGUGCUGCUCAUCAAGAGAAACACCCACCUGCGCCUUGGAUUGCUUCCUGCUUCCUUGCCGUUGGAAUGGCCCUUGUCUUGCCCUGUCCGGACACAAUGCCAGGUUUCAGUCACCAUGAGAUGGACGAUGUCCACACACCCGCCAGGUAUUUUCUACUCCGUCUUUCUUUGCGUACAACCUUGGGAGGCCCAAAUUUGCUUUUUCUGCCACAUACUUUGUACUAGCCCAUUACUGGGAUAGCUGUUCUGUAUUUUCAUUUGUCAGUUUCUUUUUUGAGUGCAGUCGACAUCACAACUAGGACCACUUGCCACAGGAUAUCAUUUCUCGCACCGGACCAAUGCGUACCUGCUGUACCCUUAGGAUCAGGAUUCUUUUGCCGUGCCCACGGUCAGACAAAUCUCCCAGGAUUCAAGGACCCAUGGAGACACUGCAACCCAAGGAUGGACCUACACAGCCCAAAUGUGCCCUGGGAUUACAGCACCGGGCUCGUUUGCCCAAGAGGUUUUGCUCCAGGCAAACCCAUUCAGGAUGUCUGUUCAUGGACAAGGCUGCAAAGCUCGUUAUUACACCUGACAGACUAGCCGUAAGUAUCGCCCUCUGAAGUUCACACCGUCGAACUACUCACCCAGCCGUGACUCCAUGGAUCCUUAUGGCACCUGUGACAACUGUCUGCAUGCCGGGAAACUGGAAGAGUUUAUGACAAAUAUGGAUCAUGAAUUUCAUCUAGGCGGGACCCUAGGACCAGUUUUACAUACAGGAUUAUCUUGUCUUUCUGCCUGGCCUGGCAUUCUUUUACCCGGAUUUCUCAAUGGACCUUAUCAACAUUUACCUGUUCCACUUGCACAUGAGUUCGGCCUUUGAUGACUGACAGGCUUGCAUAUUCACACUGUCUACAAGACUGACCUUGUGUUGCAUGUCCGAAGUCUUGAAAGCUGUUCACUGUUGUGGCGAUCUUAUUUCGAUUGCCUCUGUGCUGCAUCCUGUUUCACUUUGACCCGAGGAGCCUGGAGGCUUCAACCUGGAUGCUACAUUUUACGGGAUUUUCUUGUGGGCGCUGCCUCUUGUUACGGAAACCUAAGGAUAUCUGCACACCAUUGUCGCUGACUGGAAUGUGUUUGAUGUCGCUAUAUUUGAGGUCAAACUCCUCAUACAUGGACCGGACUACUUAUCACCAUGCCUGGAUUCUCAUAAGGACUUCGCUCUUGCUAUCUCUUGCUUUCAUGCCAGAUGCCAAAGGACCAUUUUUGCCAAGGAAACACGUUGCUCAAAACUGGAUAUCUUACCCAUUGCCCCUUGGUCAACUAAUCAGUUCGGUUGCUAUGAACUUGUCUUUAUUUUACCCGACAUUGACGGCUCGGUGGACUGAGGCUGUCAACAUAACGGACCACUCUGGAUUCUGUCGAUACUGUUUUCGUGGCAUUACGAGAUGACAUACCCUGGAUCAACCUUGGCUACUGCAACCUGCGCCAUUUGUUUUCACGGCCAGUAACGAGUAGCUAGCUACCUUUUUCGGACCACCUCAUGGAUGCCUGGACUUUUUUCUGUUUCGUGUUAAACUUGUUUUUGACACUGGAUAAAGCAAUCAGCCUGGGACAAAGUUGUACCAGUCUGGUGAGAUGUCGGAAGUACCGGAUCUCUGUGGCUGCCUUCAACAUGAAUUUUGGGACCAACAUAAGAUGGAGGCGUGCAGCAUACUAACAGUUGGUUUUCUAGCGAGUUCAGUUAUUCACAGACUUUGAUUUCUUCUCCUGUCACUGGAAUGUUCUCUUCAUUCUCCCAAACAGGACCAGGUGACCUCAACGGGUCGGUCUGGGAGUCAACAGUCGAAGGCACGCAGCACUUCCCUGACUUCCAGGAAGGUGGAGCAACAGAUGCGUUCUCCCCUUUCAGCCUGGGACAGGUCACUACAAGCCAAGGAGAGGAGCCAAUCGAGGAUUUCCAGAACAAGUGGGCCAUUCCCUCCGUUCAGGAUGCGACGCCUGUCGCCCCUACUUCAGCGCCCAUGCGCCGGAUCACUUCUGGGAGUUCCACUGGAAGCCACAGACGCAGCCGUCCAUCAAGCAGGUCGCAGAGGAGACUGCGGGUCACGCUUGCCCAAGCGCCUCAGAUGUCAUAUGACCAACUUGCAGGCAAUGCUUCGAUGGCGGCUGUCGGCCAGUACAUGGAGAUGGAGAGCGCACUUCCCGUAACCCAUACCUUCUAUCCCGGACUUGCUUCCACUGGGUUCUCUCCCGAUGCCCUGGCCUAUGGACCCUCUAUGGCCCAUGCCCUGCAGCCCCACGUGAACCCUACCUGCACCCAGAUGGAUCUUGAGCCCGGCUUGACUUGCCAGUCCCCUAGCCACUCAUGGGACUCUGCUUCCAGCACUGGUUUGGCGAGGACGCCAUCCCCAGGAGCUGUCGACGAGGCUUGGAUUGCACCGCAGCUGGUCUCGUCGCCCACGGAUACCACAGGAUGCUCACCUAUCUUCCACGGUCAAUCACCCAGGAUGAGCCGCAAAUACGGAGCACAUUUGCCCCUUGAGGGACCCAUGAGCGGACUUCAUCCCAAUGGAUUCCCUGAUGAGUUUUCUCUGCCACCAGCCUUCGCCGCAACCCGCAUCAGCGGUGCCGAAGUUGAGUCGCCCCGUGACCACGAAUGGUACAAGGCUGGCCCGCGCGCCGAUGGCCUGUACCACUGCCCCAUGGAGGGCCAGGAAAACUGCAACCACAAGCCCGAGAAGCUCAAGUGCAACUACGACAAAUUUGUGGACUCGCACCUGAGGCCCUACAGGUGCAAGCAGGAGGCUUGCGAGAGCCUCCAGUUUUCGUCCACGGCGUGCCUCCUCAGGCACGAACGUGAGGCCCACGGCAUGCACGGUCACGGUGCUAAGCCCUACCUGUGCACGUACGAGGGCUGCGACCGCGCCCAGCCCGGCAACGGGUUCCCUCGUCACUGGAACCUGAAGGACCACAUGAAGCGUGUUCACAACGACGUGGCCCCGGCGCAGUCCUCAUAUGCCGCCGGAACGUCGCCCCCAUCGUCGUCGACCUCGAGCCAGGCCCAGGCCGCCAAGAACCGCAAGCGCAAGAAGGAUGAUGUUGCCGCCAUCUCAUCAGGCGUUAGGAAGUCGAGCUCCAAGGGCCCUACCUCGGCCCCAACUGCCUCCAAGGUCGAGAAGCGCCUGGCAGAAGCGGCCGAGAGGUGGUACGCUCACCAGCAGAGGCUCUCCGAUGUGCUCUCGGGUUUCACCCAGCCCGACGACCCACUCAUGCUCCAACGCAUCCGUGACGCCCAGGAGCAGCUGGAGGCCAUGACCAAGAUCUCUACUGGUCUCGUCCAGAAGAAGCCCAUGAAAGCUUAAAAUACUCGUCCUAGCUGUAUUUCUGGGCCUUUGUCUCUUCUUCCUUCCGACACUUGUCGCAUUCCUGUAAUUUGUUCUUUUUUUCGGCUCUUUUAUCUUUUCCUUAUUUUUCCCUUGGCUACAUUGAUUGGAGUUUUGGGGGAAAGUGAGGGCAUACUGGAGCAUCUGGAUAUUCGGAUCACGGCGGUUUUUGGCGGGUCUGCUUAACUCUGGGAUGAGUAGAGGGUUUUACUUGGAAGGUCGGCCUUCCAUUUUUUCGGCGAAAUUCGGGCACUGUUUUUGGGUUUGUUUUGUGGUUUUUUUGGAUCUCAUACCCCUACUGACGACGAUCAGUUUCAUGUUUUUUUUCUUUGUUUUCAUUUUGGUCCUUUGUUUGAAACAUCCAUUCAAAGGAAUAUUUUGAGCUUUUGUCCACCUUUACAUACCCUUACAUAACUUGGCUCUCUGUUUUAAGCCAUGUAAAUGUUGAUACUUUGGCCUCAAGUGGCUGAAGUUGUUUGUUGAUACAAAAGCAUACAGACUGUCGCGUUUUUGACUCCAUUGAUGGCGAGGCUUGGUUUCCGA
This is a messenger RNA of Pyricularia grisea, 4241 nucleotides long. RefSeq lists its product as uncharacterized. The coding region runs from base 2094 to 3677 and encodes 527 amino acids. NCBI's taxonomy places the organism in Eukaryota, Fungi, Ascomycota, Sordariomycetes, Magnaporthales, Pyriculariaceae. The record is from RefSeq and is a predicted model, not a curated record. The transcript has 4 exons.